ACACACACACACACACACACACACCGCGGCUCCACCUCGCUCGGCGGGUGUGUGAAGAAGAUCCAGCCCGUUAUUUCAAGGUUAUCUCCAGCAGGAACCCCACUUUUCGGAUCCUAUGGGAAUUUUGAUAACCGCAGUUAUUCUCUGGGCUGCCGUCGGAGUGGGAAGCCGGCCAGUUACCUCACCCCUUAAUGAUGCAAAGGUUGAAUGUAUUAUUCAGGAGACACUGAACGAAGACGGGUCUCAACAUGAGUGUGACCCACCGCUAGCAGAGGAACUUGAUGAAGUGCAAAGACACCAGGGCCUGCUCAGGGAGCUGCAGAGGCUGGCUGGUGAUGAGCAAGAAGACGACAAGGAGCAGGAUGAGUACAACCUGGCUGAUGAUGAGAGCGACUUCGAGCAGGGGGAUGAGGAGACGGAGGAGGAGAGAGACCUGACCAACCUCCCGAAAGAGACAGAGGAAAAGAAAGAAGACAAGACAGAUGCAGAUGACACCAAGGAGAAGAUAAUGGAGGAGCCCCGGAUCGAAGACAGUGGGAGGGACAAUGAAGAAGAGCGAGCCAAGGAGCUUGAGGAGCUGCUAGCUGAAGAGAUCACCAAGGAAGGGAAGGAGGAGCGGAACGAUGAAGAGCUCAAAGAACUGCUGAAAGAGCUGAAGAAGAAACGCUACGAGGCGGUGAAAGAGAGGGAGAUCCAGAAAGGUUCUGGGGCAGAGCAGAAGGAAGAGGUGGAGAAAAAGAAGGAACGGGAGGACCAGGAGAAGAAGGGAAAAACAGUGGAGGACUUGGAGAAGCAGAGGAUUGAGGAGAGGAAGAAGAACGAGGUGGAGCUGAUGGGGGAGAGGGAGAAGGUGGAGAAGGAGCUGAAGGAGCUGCUCAAAGAAAGAAAGGAAAGCAAGAGCAAGCCGGAGCAGGAAAGGGAGAGGAAGGAGAAGCAGGAGGAGCUGGACGAACUCGUCAGGAAGAUGAAACGGGUGCAGGAGGAGGAGCAGCAGGAGACGCACGCCGGUGAGAAAGAGGACGGCGUGGACGAGAGGACAGCAGAGGAGAAGAGCGAGAAGAAGGAGGGCGAAGAGGAUAAGGUUCCCAACGAGAAAGCAGAGAAUGAAGUCAAGAAGAAGGAGGCGUUGGCGGCUGCAGAGGUGAAGGAGCCGCUGCAGAAGAGAGUGAUGGAGAAAGCGAGCGAUGAAGCCACGCGGCAGUUUGAGCGGGAGAGGUACAAGAAUGCGGAUGACGAGGAUGGGGACGAGGAAGAUGAGGAUGAAUAUGUCAGAGAGGAUGAGGACGGGCAGGAGGAGGAAGAUGAUGAAGAGGGUAACGCCGAAGAAGAUGAAGGGGAGGAGCUGCUGGAGAUUGAAGCAGAGUUGCGCAAAGUCGCUGCAGAGCUGAGGGAGCUUCGCAGAGGAUAAGACACACACACACACACACACACACACACACACACACACACACACACACACACACACACACACACACACACACACACACACACACACACACACACACACACACACACACACACACACACACACACAACAGACUGACAAAAUCCUUUGUUGCAGUCAAAGUCACACAUUCAGCUCACACAGCUCACACACCAUUUUACAGCCUUCAAAUCCCCACAGCACUCAGAGAAAUGUCUUCAGAUGUGAAUCUGUAAAUGGACAUAAGUAGAAACUGUACACUGUUGUUUCAUUUAUGCUUAAAGAUUGCCUGGAAAAUGUGUCUGAGUGUUAAGGAAAAAGAGACACAUUUUCCUGAGAAUCUAAAAGAUAUUUGUGUCCAUCUCCACUUGUGUCCCUGUCUCGGUACCUGUAAAUGCUGUUCGUAAGGUAGACAGGUGAUUUCUCUCCAGUUGUAAAAAAACGGCAUGGAUGCAAAGCAUUCAGCACUUUUAUUUGAAUGUUGUUUUUGACUGCAGAUUGCCAACCACACAAACACCAUCGUCUUUUGAAAUCAUGAAUACUGGCAAGCAGUGCUUCUUUUCUACGAAGGUAUCAUCCUCCACGGUGUGUGGGAAAAACAGAUUCCCUACUAUAAGUAAUGUGUGUAUUUCAAUAUCUAUUUUGUGCAAUAACUGAUAACUAUGUGUAAGCUGUUCUUGCCCUUCUGACUGUUAACAAUAUGUAUUACUGAUAUUUCUACACAGGAGUAAGUCAUGAUUUCCUCUUUGUUUCUUUGAUGAUAAAGUCGAAACGAGGAUUGUGUUUCAUUUGGCUGUCGCACUGUUAAAACCCGACUGUUUGUGAUGAACCAGGGUGACACGAACAAAACACAGCGUUGAAAUUCGGACACUUGUGUCAGAUGUUAGGUUUGUCUUGUGCGUGGUUAUAGUGUGUGACCACAGGAUGUGAUGUACUUAGAGCUUACAAGGUCUGAAAGUGUCACUUCAGGUUCUCAGCCAGCUUUGCACUCUUAUCUUAACAAGCCAAGGAGGAGUUGAGGGAAGAGGGAGUCACUAAAGCCAUUUUGUUGUCUUUUGGUAACAGCGACAAUGACAAUAACACUGAUAAAUGCUCAGUAGCGUUCCGUCACAGUUGUCAUAGUUGUCAUGUAAUCUGUGUAAAUAUCUGAUAUCAUGGUCUAUAAGCCAAGGUCAUAGGACAUAUGAAGCAACAGCGCCCCCUAGAGGACACUGGGUAGAAAUGCACAUGCCGCAGGAUAAACAGGGUUACCACUGGAGGCCCCCUUACUGCAAUAACACAAUAUAGAAUAGAGCACAUGUGAAUGCAAUAAUUAGCCAAAUAAUGAAUGAUUUCAUGUAUUUUAAUAUGUUAUCAAAGUGCAUCAUAGAGUACUCAUAUAGCAGAUAUAAUCUCUCUUUUUCUACACAGCCAAGAUUUACAAUACAUUUAUGUAUUUGAACACUGGUAAAGUAGCCGGUUGGUCAACUUGUGUUAACACGUAGUGCUAAUAACACACAAGCUCAGUCAACACGGAUGAGCUCAUUACUGUCUAUUCCAAAGAUGAGAUGUUUGUUCACUUGAUAAAAAUGAAAAAAAAUGAAUGUACUGUAGUUUUCUUUUUCUUUUUUAGUGCAAAAUUGUUUCCACAAACUGUAUCUUACAAACCAGCAAGAAAGAUGUAGGAAAUGUCUGUGGGGGGGGGGACAUAAGGGCAUAGAUGACAUUUUGAUCAUUAGGAAACAAACAAUUAUAACAAAAAGACCAUUUGUAAUAUUACUGGCCAAUCAGAGUGCUGUAUUUUGUGCCUGCUGUAACUUCUUCUAUGCUACCUGUCAAUCAAUAAACGGAAAGUGUAUUAAACUA
Messenger RNA from Perca fluviatilis (European perch), 3268 nucleotides. RefSeq names its product glutamic acid-rich protein. The transcript has 6 exons. Bases 116 to 1408 code for a protein of 430 amino acids. Lineage: Eukaryota; Metazoa; Chordata; Actinopteri; Perciformes; Percidae. The record is from RefSeq and is a predicted model, not a curated record.